AUGGGAGAAGAUUUGGGUGGUGUAAGAAGCACCACCCAAAAGCCUGUACCAAUUAAACCAGCACCAGUGCAAAAGGUAAAUCUGGGCUCAACUCUGCAGAAUGCAGCCAACUUGGUCAAGCUGGCUGGUGGAAAUAAUGUAGCUUUAGCUCUUCCUGUUAAUAACCUGAUCAGUACUGGAGAUACUGGAACUCAAGCUCAAAUUAUUGCAGAAAGUGCAGCUGUAAUUUCUACAUCUACAAAACCUAAGAAAUCUAGAAAGAAGAUUGUGCCUAUAGUUGCAUCCUCACAGGGUGAAAAUUUAACAGUGGCAGAAAAAGUAAGAACUGUACUCAUAGAGACCACUGCUGAUAACAUUAUCCAGGCUGGAAAUAACUUAUUGAUUGUUCAGAGUCUGGGCUCUGGGCAACCAGCAGUUGUGCAGCAAGUUCAGGUGGUACAACUGAAACCAGAUCUGCAAGUGGUGCAGAUUCCUCAGCAAGCUCUUUGGGUGGUACAGGUAGCAACUGCAACACUUCCAAUUGUUCCUCAGAAGCCAUCCCAGAAUAUUCAUAUUAAGAACCCAGAUCCAUCUCCUACUACAAUCUACAUAAAAACUCCUUCGGGUGAACUGCAAUCAGUUCUUUUGCAAGAAGCACCAGCAGUAACAACAGCUUCAUCCACUUUAUCAUCAUCAUCGUCUGCAAGCACAGUGCAACGAACAACGCAGGCAGGAGGAAGCAGAAAAUCGACAUCUACACAACGCAAAGAAAGGACUUUGCCCAAGAUUGCCCCAGCUGGAGGAAUCAUCAAUUUGAAUGCUGCUCAACUUGCAGCAGCAGCACAAGCUGUGCAGACUAUAAAUAUUAAUGGAGUUCAAGUACAAGGAGUGCCUGUCACCAUCACCAAUGCAGGAGGACAGCAGCAGUUGACAAUACAGGGAAUCUCUGGAAAUAAUCUGUCAAUCAGUGGACUGAAUCCAUCCCAGAUCCAGCUACAGAUGGAGCAGGCACUUACUGGGGAAAUACAGCCACAGCCAGGAGAGAAGCGACGGCGUAUGGCCUGUACCUGCCCAAACUGUAAAGAUGGAGAGAAGAGGUUAUUAGAACAAGGAAGAAAAAAGCAUAUCUGCCACAUUCCUGGUUGUGGCAAAACGUUCCGGAAGACUUCGCUGUUGAGAGCUCAUGUACGACUGCACACCGGCGAACGUCCAUUUGUCUGCAACUGGGUGUUUUGUGGGAAGAGAUUUACACGUAGUGAUGAGCUUCAGAGGCAUGCUAGGACUCAUACAGGUGACAAGCGUUUUGAGUGCCUGCAGUGUCAGAAACGUUUCAUGAGAAGUGACCAUUUGACAAAGCACUAUAAAACUCAUCUUGUCACAAAAAAACUUGUGAUAAUUAACUGUAAUGGAACAGAAGGAACUGCUCGCUGUCUAUUAAGGCAGAACUCUACCCCUACUCCAACCAAAAAGGUUAAUGUAUGUAAUGGAUGUACAACAGAUAAAAAAAGAAAAAAAUCAAGACAUAUAACAAGUGCAUUGCAGUGUUGAAGACAAUCCUGUGGUACUUUUCUCGUGUCAGCAUUAAAAUAUUCCUGAUUGCUUUCAUUUUCAGCUGGUAUGAACAUUUGUAAGGGCUCCCAAGUGGCAGUGUGGUGCUAACAUUGGUGCCUGCUGUAUACUGUAACAUUUCUGCAGAAUUAUUUUUAGAAGGCUGCUCGAGAAUUUACUUUCAGUAGCUGAAGUAUGAGGACACUGAAUGCCACAAGUGCAUUUUCUUCAUCUAAGGAGAGCCUGUGUGCUUACAGAAUUAAAGACUGAGAUCAGUGGAAAUGAACUAUGCAUCUGCCAACGAUGCUGCAUCUUGUAUUCCUUAUUGGAAGCACUGCUUUGAAGGAAGAAGUGACUGUGUAGAAACAAAGAAAAAAAAAACAGAGGGAAAACAUGUACAGUAUGUUAAAAACCAAUGCAUUUGUCUUGUAGCACAUUCCCGCUUUGUAAGUGCAAAACGUUUUAGGUAAUGCUGUUGUUUUCUAUUGAUAAAGUUGCCUUAGACUUGCUGCAGCAAAUAAUGAAGUUGUGUGUGAGAGUAUGCUUGAAGGAUGUAUGAGUGCACACAUAUGCUUCUCUCAUUUCUUAGGUUCUUACUGAAUCAUGAGAUGAAAAACUUAAUCUACCGAUGAUCCCAUUUUCUUAAAGUAUUGAUUUGAGUUUCUAACCUUAAAAUGCAAGAAGAAUGUGUAUAAUGUAAAAUUGAUAUAUUGCUACUGCUUAAAUAUAUUGCCUAUUAUUUGAGCUUUAAAUUAAAAAAUAAGUCCAUCUUUA
Molecule: messenger RNA, 2301 nt
Organism: Protopterus annectens (West African lungfish)
Lineage: Eukaryota; Metazoa; Chordata; Ceratodontiformes; Protopteridae
Gene: SP2
Product: Sp2 transcription factor
Exons: 7
Coding region: 1-1527 (508 amino acids)
Biological process (GO): regulation of transcription by RNA polymerase II
Molecular function (GO): DNA-binding transcription factor activity, RNA polymerase II-specific; RNA polymerase II cis-regulatory region sequence-specific DNA binding
Source: RefSeq, a predicted model, not a curated record